Molecule: messenger RNA, 3639 nt
Organism: Symbiodinium natans
Lineage: Eukaryota; Dinophyceae; Suessiales; Symbiodiniaceae
Source: the annotation of a GenBank genome assembly
AUGGAGUUCGUGGCGGCGUCCCGCAACGGCACGCACGUCUACCACGUCGCAUCCCUGAAGGAGGAGCCAUCCUUGGUUCAGUCGCUUCCACCCGCACUUCCAGGCAAUGCAAGCUGCCUAGCAAGCAGUGCGGCUGGCUACCUUGGGGUUCUCGUACACCAGACCGGGUCCGUGGGAAUCUGGGAUGUUCCCUGGCUCCUGGCGGAGGGCAAGGAGAAGGGUCCGUCUCCAGCCACCAUCAGCCACUGCGACAUCCCAUCGCAAUCGGGGCCGCCAGGGCCAAUCGUCAGGUGCUACUUCUCACCGCACAGCUCCUUCGCAGUGACCUGGGAGCACAUGGGCGGCCUUAAGCUGGAGCCUGCCAAAGAGGGCAAGGGCGGUGGUAAGGCGGCGUUUGCACGAGCUGAGAACCUGCGCGUGUGGUCGCUCCGGCGGCGGCCGAGUACGUCCCGCGAGUUCGAGUUCACGAUCACGAAGGACGGCAGCCAACGCUUGGGCAUCAAUGUCGACCACUUGGAUGGGCGAAACGGUCUCCUCGUCCGCCGCGUUGACCCUGGCCUAGUGGACGCGUACAACAAGACUGCAGCGCCUGAGCACGUGCUGGUGCCGGGCGACCAACUCAUCCGUGUCAACAAGGUGAAGGCCAUGGCGGGCGCAGCCGCACUCAGCGAACGUUGGAAAGACCACUGGCUGACUGGUCCAGCGCUCCAAGUAAGCAAGAUAGCUGCGGUAGAGAUGUCCACCCCCGAAGAGAUGUCCACCCCCGAGAAGGCCGCCGACGGCGUACUCCCGACGACGAACAAGCACGAGAGCUCGUGGAAGAAGUACGAGACUUACUACUGCGAGGUGGACCCGAAGCAGGGCGACCGCGCAACCGAGAUCAAGCUGCUCUCCUUCAAGCGGCCGCACAUGCGCGGCUUCCACUUCGCGUGGUUCGGCUUCUUCAUGGCCUUCUCGUCGUGGUUCGCGUUCGCGCCGCUGAUGCCGCAGAUCAAGAAGGACCUGGGCCUGACCAAGGACGAGGUGUACAACGCGAACAUCGCAUCUGUGGCGUCGACCGUGCUCAUGCGCUUCGCUGUGGGCCCUCUGUGCGACAGGUUCGGCACGCGCACCAUGUUCUCCAUGCUGCUGACGUUCGGAGCUAUCCCGGUCUUCUUCGGUGGUCUCGUGAACAACGGUACUGGCCUGGUCAUCAUCCGCUUUGUCAUCGGUGUCCUGGGCGCGACCUUUGUGCCAUGCCAAGCGUGGUGCUCGCAGCUGUUCGCGAAGGAGAUUGUGGGCACGGCCAACGCCAUGGCUGGUGGCUGGGGCAACCUUGGAGGCGGUGCUGUUCAGCUGCUCAUGGUCGGCGUGUGGAACAUGUUCCGCACUGGCUUUGACGACGAGGAGGCCUGGCGCCUUUCUUUCAUCGUCCCCGGAGUUUUGACAUGCGGUACCGGCAUUAGCAUGUACUUCUUUUCGGACGACUCGCCGAAGGGCAACUUCAAGGAACUGGAGCAGAGGGGCACAAUGGAGCGCCGGUCGUCCAAGAAGUCGUUCCAGGAGGGUUUCUUCCAGUACAACGCCUGGAUUCUGUUCAUCCAGUACGCGGCCUGCUUCGGCGUUGAGGUCACCAUGAACAACAUCCUCGCUGGGUACCUGGAGACCAAGUACGAGCUGUCGGUCUCCCUUGCGGGUCUCAUCGCCUCCCUGUUCGGCCUCAUGAACCUCUUCGCUCGCGCUAUGGGCGGCGCUCUAUCCGACAAGCUGUUCCAGUUGUUCGGCGCGGGCACCACCGGCAUGCGCGGGCGCAUCUAUGCGCAGUCUAUCUCUCUGGUCUGGGAGGGCAUCAUGCUCCUGAUCUUCACCCAGAUGGACUCUCUGGGCGCGACUAUCGGCGUCCUGCUGCUCUUCUCGCUCGGUGUUCAGAUGGCGGAGGGCUGCACUUUCGGAAUCGUACCCUACGUGAAGCCCACCGCAACUGGCGCCGUGUCCGGAGUGGUGGGCGCUGGGGGCAACGUCGGCGCUGUGUGCUGGGGCCUCAUUUUCCGUUUUGGCCCAUCGGAGGCCGACGAUGUCCUGUUCAUCCUUGGGUUUAUCGUGAUCGCAUCGGCCGUCAUGGGUCUCUUCGUGCUCAUCCAGGGCCACGACGGGUGCAUCACCAAAGCCAAGGGCGAGCCGGAGCUCCAAGUAAGCAAGAUAGCUGCGGUAGAGAUGUCCACCCCCGAAGAGAUGUCCACCCCCGAGAAGGCCGCCGACGGCGUACUCCCGACGACGAACAAGCACGAGAGCUCGUGGAAGAAGUACGAGACUUACUACUGCGAGGUGGACCCGAAGCAGGGCGACCGCGCAACCGAGAUCAAGCUGCUCUCCUUCAAGCGGCCGCACAUGCGCGGCUUCCACUUCGCGUGGUUCGGCUUCUUCAUGGCCUUCUCGUCGUGGUUCGCGUUCGCGCCGCUGAUGCCGCAGAUCAAGAAGGACCUGGGCCUGACCAAGGACGAGGUGUACAACGCGAACAUCGCAUCUGUGGCGUCGACCGUGCUCAUGCGCUUCGCUGUGGGCCCUCUGUGCGACAGGUUCGGCACGCGCACCAUGUUCUCCAUGCUGCUGACGUUCGGAGCUAUCCCGGUCUUCUUCGGUGGUCUCGUGAACAACGGUACUGGCCUGGUCAUCAUCCGCUUUGUCAUCGGUGUCCUGGGCGCGACCUUUGUGCCAUGCCAGGCGUGGUGCUCGCAGCUGUUCGCGAAGGAGAUUGUGGGCACGGCCAACGCCAUGGCUGGUGGCUGGGGCAACCUUGGAGGCGGUGCUGUUCAGCUGCUCAUGGUCGGCGUGUGGAACAUGUUCCGCACUGGCUUUGACGACGAGGAGGCCUGGCGCCUUUCUUUCAUCGUCCCCGGAGUUUUGACAUGCGGUACCGGCAUUAGCAUGUACUUCUUUUCGGACGACUCGCCGAAGGGCAACUUCAAGGAACUGGAGCAGAGGGGCACAAUGGAGCGCCGGUCGUCCAAGAAGUCGUUCCAGGAGGGUUUCUUCCAGUACAACGCCUGGAUUCUGUUCAUCCAGUACGCGGCCUGCUUCGGCGUUGAGGUCACCAUGAACAACAUCCUCGCUGUGUACCUGGAGACCAAGUACGAGCUGUCGGUCUCCCUUGCGGGUCUCAUCGCCUCCCUGUUCGGCCUCAUGAACCUCUUCGCUCGCGCUAUGGGCGGCGCUCUAUCUGACAAGCUGUUCCAGUUGUUCGGCGCGGGCACCACCGGCAUGCGCGGGCGCAUCUAUGCGCAGUCUAUCUCUCUGGUCUGGGAGGGCAUCAUGCUCCUGAUCUUCACCAAGAUGGACUCUCUGGGUGCGACUAUCGGCGUCCUGCUGCUCUUCUCGCUCGGUGUUCAGAUGGCGGAGGGCUGCACUUUCGGAAUCGUACCCUACGUGAAGCCCACCGCAACUGGCGCCGUGUCCGGAGUGGUGGGCGCUGGGGGCAACGUCGGCGCUGUGUGCUGGGGCCUCAUUUUCCGUUUUGGCCCAUCGGAGGCCGACGAUGUCCUGUUCAUCCUUGGGUUUAUCGUGAUCGCAUCGGCCGUCAUGGGUCUCUUCGUGCUCAUCCAGGGCCACGACGGGUGCAUCACCAAAGCCAAGGGCGAGCCGGAGUCCCUUGACGUGAUCUGA